CUGCCGCCGACAGGCGCUCACGGAGGUGGAGGAGGCGGUGAGGGCGGCGGAGGGAGGGAGGACCCGCUGCCCGCCGGAUCCCGCGGAUCUCGCCUCCACCUCGGUUUCCCCUCCCCUCCACCUUCCAGCCGAAGCUGCUGCCACCGCAGCCGACACUCAUGUGAGCGGGCCGAGAGCAGAAUCAACAAUGGGGUGCAUUAAAAGUAAGGAAGACAAAGGUCCAACUAUGAAAUAUGGAACUGAAAGCAGUCCAGAGCCUAUUAGUAUAAAUGUCAGUCAUUUUGGAUCAGAACUUACCUCAGUGUGCCAGCCAUCUUCAGUAAAGGGAUCAGCUGUUAAUUUUACCAGUCAUUCAAUGGCACCAUUUGGAGGUGCGGCAGGGAUGACACCUUUUGGAGGCGCUACUUCUGCCUUUUCGUCUAUGCCAAGUUCACAUUCUACUGGUUUAACAGGUGGUGUUACUAUAUUUGUGGCCUUAUAUGAUUAUGAAGCCAGAACUACAGAAGAUCUUUCUUUUAAGAAGGGUGAAAGAUUUCAAAUAAUUAACAAUACGGAAGGAGACUGGUGGGAAGCAAGAUCUAUAGCUACAGGAAAGACUGGAUAUAUCCCUAGCAAUUAUGUAGCUCCUGCAGACUCCAUUCAGGCAGAAGAAUGGUAUUUUGGCAAAAUGGGCAGAAAAGAUGCUGAGAGACUGCUUUUAAAUCCUGGAAACCAGCGAGGUAUUUUCUUAGUAAGAGAAAGUGAAACCACCAAAGGUGCUUUUUCCCUUUCUAUUCGUGAUUGGGAUGAGAUAAGGGGUGAUAAUGUGAAACACUACAAAAUUAGGAAACUUGACAAUGGUGGAUACUAUAUCACAACCAGAGCACAAUUUGAUACUUUGCAGAAACUAGUCAAACACUACACAGAACAUGCUGAUGGCUUAUGCCAUAAGUUAACAACUGUGUGUCCAACUGUGAAACCUCAGACACAAGGUUUGGCAAAAGAUGCUUGGGAAAUUCCUCGAGAAUCUUUACGUCUAGAAGUUAAGCUGGGCCAAGGAUGUUUUGGUGAAGUAUGGAUGGGAACAUGGAAUGGAACCACAAAAGUAGCAAUCAAAACACUAAAGCCUGGUACAAUGAUGCCGGAAGCUUUUCUUCAAGAAGCUCAGAUCAUGAAGAAACUAAGACAUGAUAAACUUGUUCCACUAUAUGCUGUUGUUUCUGAGGAACCAAUUUAUAUUGUCACUGAAUUUAUGUCAAAAGGAAGCUUAUUAGAUUUCCUUAAGGAAGGAGAUGGAAAGUAUUUGAAGCUACCACAGCUGGUUGAUAUGGCUGCACAGAUUGCUGAUGGUAUGGCAUAUAUUGAAAGAAUGAACUACAUCCACCGAGAUCUUCGAGCAGCUAACAUCCUUGUAGGAGAUAAUCUUGUUUGUAAAAUAGCAGAUUUUGGAUUAGCAAGGCUAAUUGAAGACAAUGAAUACACUGCAAGGCAAGGUGCCAAAUUUCCAAUCAAGUGGACAGCUCCUGAAGCUGCAUUAUAUGGUCGUUUUACAAUUAAAUCUGAUGUUUGGUCAUUUGGAAUUCUGCAGACAGAGCUUGUAACAAAGGGCAGAGUGCCAUAUCCAGGGAUGGUAAAUCGUGAAGUCUUGGAACAGGUAGAACGGGGAUAUAGAAUGCCUUGUCCUCAAGGCUGUCCAGAAUCUCUCCACGAGCUGAUGAACCUUUGUUGGAAGAAGGACCCUGAUGAAAGACCAACAUUUGAAUAUAUUCAGUCCUUCUUAGAAGACUACUUUACUGCUACAGAACCACAGUACCAGCCAGGUGACAAUUUAUAAGUCACAAGCCUACAAUAUAUGCACAAAUUUGCCAAAACAUAAAGAACUUGUGUAGAGUUCCUCACUUAUGUAAAGGAAUCUAAAGAAGAAAAUCUUCUCCACUCUGCAUGCUUUUCAUGGCAAACUGGAAUUCCAGAUAUGGUUGCACAAAACCACUUUUCAAGUGUUAAACUCUAAAGAACCAAUGAUGCAAUUUUCCAAUUUAUUUCAGGGUCCAAAGGAAGUCUAACUAAGAUACUAAUGACAGUAUGAGUGUCAGCAUGAUAAUGAAUAGCAACAAGGCUACUAUUUGUAAAUCCCUUCUAUUCUUUAUUUCCCCCAAACUCAAAAAUUUUGACAUUAGGGGAAAACUACUUUGCCAUUAUGUAUAAAACCUGGGAGAGAAACACUAAUGCAAAAUGACACUAUAAUAUAAUUUUAAACCAAGGAACUUUUUGGUGUGGGACCAAACACUUCCAUUCCAGUUCUAUAAAAUUUCAUCCAUUCAUAAUUUUAAGAAAUUUUAUUAUUUUCUAUAUGUAAACCCACAAUGUUGAUUUAAUUUUUCUUUUGUUUGAGAUAAUCCAGGUUUCAGAGAGAAGAAAAAUUAAUCUAAACAGUAUAUAACUUGAUUAAAUGUUAGGCAUCAGGCAAUGGAAUUGGAAAGCAUAAUGCACUGUUAAUACUUAUUUUAAUGUAACUGGAAAAUAGCAUGAGAGAUUUUUCUUUUUAAUUAUGUUUUGAUUAGCUCAAAUUAGAAUAAUGAGGUAUCUAGGAAAUGUGCUAGUAUUUUAUAAGGUUUAUGAUAAUAGAAGUUGACAAUUUGUGACUUGAAACCAUACCCUACAAUCUGAGAGGAGAGUUACUAAUCUUUAGUUGGUAAGAAGAAAAAAAAGGCCAAUCUUUAGACAGUGCAUUUUUUAAAAAUUAAUUUGGUACUGUAAGAUGUAACUAUGUACUCAUGAUGAUGAGUGCCGCAAAUGUAAAAUGUCACUAGUUCAGGGAUUUGAAUGAUUGCACUUUUGCUUUUCUUGAAUAUAACGUUUAACAGACAGAGGAAGAUGUAUCUAAGAGAAAAAUGGGGAAAAGAGGAUUUGAAAAAUUUAUAGGUAGAGGGACAGUGUUUAAUGUUGACCUAAUAUAGUGACAACAUGGCUUUUCUGGCAUUCAAAACAUCCCACUCUGUAACUAUUUUCUGUGAUUUCAGAGAUAGGUUAUGUGAUGAAGGUAAUGAGACUCUGUGGCUUUAUUUUUUAAAAUAUAAAUCCAAUUUUGUGUUGUCCCUUUCAAAAGAGUUAAUAUGGAAGGCUAUAUACCUUUUAUUCCAACGAUGCUGUCAUUGCCCAAGACAUUUUUGGAACCCUUUGUUUGGAAUUGCCUUCAAAAUUUCUUUUCUUUUGAAUGUUCCCAGUGGUGACAGAUCUUACUCAUUUGUUAGAUGGAUUUGCUUUUUGGAAAUUGUCCAAAGUUCAGAAUUAAGUAUGGCAAAUAUGGUAAAUGAUCAAGUUGGAUAAUAACUCUUUAAACCUUAGGUUUAAAAGAGAGAAAGAUUGGACUGUAAAUGAAGCUAAUUUUCUUGUGCAACUUAUAAGCUGGUGUUGAAGGUAAUUCCACAAGAGGAGUUCUCUGUGCAGUAAAUGUAGUUUUCAAAGGAAACGUCUUUGAAGGACAUCAUUUAUGUUUUAAAAAAAAAAUAGCUUCUCUUUGUGCAGUUAUACCAUGUAUUAAGCAAUAACAUCAUGUUUCUACAGUUUGGGGAUGAAGUUUAUAACUUUGUUACCUGAAUAAAUCAUGAAAGUUUUAAUUUAUGCUAUGGUAUCUGCUGAAAUUCAAGUCAUUUUUUAGAAAAUGUGAUGAAAAUCUUAAUGCAAAUGGGCAAAAGAAUUCUGGUACUAAAAAUUAUGAUUUUUCAUGUUUACAUUACCUAUUUAGUAUUGAAUCCCUCUACCAAAUGGAUCUUUCUAAGAAUAGUGCCAUCAUAUUAUUUUCCCUUGUCUUCUAUAAACCUGUGAUAUCAGAUUUUUAAAGGGCUUUAUGUAAACUAUGAAAUUGUAAUUUUUCUAAGCAUUUAAAAAGGGUAACACAAUUAUAUGUUUAUGUACUAAUGUUAAAGAAAAAAAAAGCCAGAAAAUGAUGCUGGUAUUCAUUAGGUUUUAACUGAAUGGAACAGUUCCUUGUAAUAGCAUUUGUAUAGUAAAGGAUUAACACUAACUUAAUAUGUAUUCAUUUUAAAUGGUUAUGUAUUUUUAAACUUGUUGAGAAAAUCAACUUUAUACAUUAAAGAUUUUUUUUCCAGCAACUUUUCAUCUCUAAAAUCUUAAUGUGGAACUUACCCUAACCAAAAAUGAAAGUUGGCAGAAAAAAAAAUCUAGCACAAACACUUUUUAAAACUGAAUAAUGGUAGCCUAAAACUUAAUAUUUUUAUAAAAUAUUGUAAUAUUGACUUGUUUUGUGGAUACACUUGAAAAUAAAAGUUCUCCUUGAAUGCA
Phascolarctos cinereus (koala) is the source of this 4281-nucleotide messenger RNA. It is a transcript of the gene YES1, whose product is annotated as YES proto-oncogene 1, Src family tyrosine kinase. Gene Ontology annotation, molecular function: protein tyrosine kinase activity; protein binding; ATP binding. Lineage: Eukaryota; Metazoa; Chordata; Mammalia; Diprotodontia; Phascolarctidae. The record is from RefSeq and is a predicted model, not a curated record. Gene Ontology annotation, biological process: protein phosphorylation.